UCCCGCUCCAUAAACAGGUUAGCUAAGUUUGUCCCAUCAAAUGCAGUCUUGCUGCCGCAUAAGUGAAACCAAAUGCAGUUUGAGAAUAAUUUGAGAAUGUUGUUUGGUUGUUUUGUACUUUGAUCGAUUAUGUACUUUGAGAAUGCUGUUUGGUUUGAGAUCAUGUUGUUUAAACUUGAUGUUUGAGAAUGUUGUUUGGUUGUUUUGUACUCGAUCCUAAACAUGCAUUUGAACGAUUAUGUAGUUUAUUCAGUAAUUUUGCAGUUUGUUGAUUAUUAUAUUAUCUAUCCUUAUUUAGUUUAUUCAGGUUUGUUAUCCGGUAUAUUCCGAUUUUAUUCCGGUAUUACUCCGAAACGGUAUCCUGAAUCUGCCGGUACGGUUUUUUAACAAAAAAAUAUUUUUUAAAUACAGAACCGGUAUUUUACCGGUACAGAACGAUUGAACCACGGUCGUACCACAAAAUACCCUACCACCGACGGGGCCGGUAUGACUUCCGGUACGGUUUCCUUUACCAUGAUAUAAACCCACCCCUUCCUCCCAUUUUCUGCACACCAAACCCCCAUUCUCCUCUCUCUCUCUCUCUAAGUUCCUCACUCUACUCAUCCCCCUCCCCCACCCAAAAACCUUGGAAGUAGUUGUUUUGUUGGUUGCGGCUAAGUCGAUCUGCCUUCAAAAAACUUUUUCUUUGGUUUUCACUAAAAAACCGUCGAAUCUCUGUCCAGAUUCUGAUAAAUGGCUGAUUUUAUCCAAGAAGAGGGUAUUUACUAUGAUGAUUAUCAAGCGGUACGUACUCAUUUUACCCAAUUUUUGUUGUUGUUAUAAUGGUUUAUUUAAUUUAUAUACUAAUUGAUUUAUGUUGUGUUAUGCUAUCGUAGGUUGGGCCGGAUGUUGAUAUAUACAAUCAACGAUAUUAUGUUGAUCAAGGAACGAUUGAUCCGACUAUUUUAUACGAUCAAUACAAUCAUCGUUCAAGAGACGUUUGGAACAACCACAAGGUACAUAUUAUUUAUCAUCACUUGUAAUAUUUAUUUUGUUAACGUAAUUUAUUUGUUUGUACAAUAAGUUACUUAAUUGUUAAUCGUAUUGAUUAUUUUCAAUAAUUUAAAUCAAUACAAUACAACACUUAUUUAGACUCUUUAUAAAGAAAUGCAUGUCUAAGGAAAUGGGGUCUUAAGCGAUCAUCAUGAUCCUCCCAUUAUCUGGGAAAAUCGGGUUAUAAGCGAUCCUCGGAUCCCCCCUUUUCUGUCAAACAGACUGUGUUUCUAAGGUGCCAUCCAUGCAGGUAAUCUGAGUGCACAUUUGAUGAAGCUCUUCAAGCACCGGUCUCGUACAGACCUUCAUUUUAUAAAAAUUGCCACCCACGUAACUUACACCAUUUUCGGUCUCUUCCGUAUAACCAUUCCACCGCAACCCAAGCGUGAACCUUUGGAAUGCCAUCUGCAAUAAAAUUGUAAUUAAGUUACUAACAUAAAAAUCACAAAGGACAAUGAAAAGUAAUACAAAACAAACUUACGAAUUAACGUUAAUCACAAAAACUAAAUAAUUUAAAGUUGCACAACUAAAAUUUGAAGAAGAAGGAGGAGUGAAGUGAAGAUUUUGAGUUUUUUGGACUAGCCUUUUAUAGGCAAAUUUACACUACAACCCGCAGGGAGGGAGCGGUUUUAGUCUGGCAUGCAGCCCUCACCCCUGCAACCUCCUGCAUGCCGACAUGUCGGAUGCCGGGUGACCAUGCACAAACCGCUGGUGUCGACAUGGUAAACCGCUUCUCUGUGGAGCGUUUUAUCAUGCCGACAUGUAACCGCUCCCUGAGGAAGCGUUUUUUCGUAGGGCAGCAAUGAAAACCACUCUUUGGAAGAGCGUUUUUGCCAAAAUAGGCAAACCGCUUGUUGACCAGGCGGUUCUAUGGUAAACCGCGGUCUGGUUGUGCGGUUUCUAUAUUAACCGACCCUUAGUGGAGCGGUUUUUAAUAAACGGUGGUAUUUUUUGAAAUUCUUGGGAAUGGGUGGUAUUUUUUUAAUUUUUUUUUAAAACAAUGGUAGUUUUGGAUUUUUUCCAACAUCGCCGAACUCCACGAAGUGAUGGCGAGCAAGUCAAAGAUAAAAAUCUGCAUCGAGCUCUUCCGAGGCAGCAAGAUUUUCUCCAAGAUUGAGAGAGGCUAGUUGAGAGAUGACGUCGCCAGUGUGUACUUCCAACAAGUGAUCUCUGCCAUUGAUUCUGCCACAACCGCGACGUCUACCGUGGAGAUAUGAAAUCAGAGUUCCGCCCAUGUUCUCCUCUGAGUCUUGGUUAUGGAUUGGGAUUUGGAAUCAACAAUCUGGGUUGUCGAUGAAGGGGUUCGGCGAUGCAUUAGACGAAGAGAAGAAGAGGCAGUGGAUGUGUAAGAUCUGGAAAUUGCAAACGAUGGAGCCAUAUAGGGUUGGUCAGCGAGGUGGAAGAGAUCGGCUGGCGGGUAAGAUUGGUUGGGGAAGGGUGUGAAGUUUUUUGAAGAGAGGGGACGAUGAGUCUUGUCCCGUCAUUCUCUAUAUUUGUUUUUAUUUUUCAGUUAAUUAUAAUGAAAGGGGAAUUAAACA
Molecule: messenger RNA, 2570 nt
Organism: Linum trigynum
Lineage: Eukaryota; Viridiplantae; Streptophyta; Magnoliopsida; Malpighiales; Linaceae
Source: the annotation of a GenBank genome assembly